AUGACACUGAUCUUGCAUGAGCCCGUUCACUUCCACAGGGUGUGAUGAUGUCGUUAACCUUUCUAUUCAGAACAGCAGCUCGGGAUGUCACAAAGGUCAGCCUGGGCCAACAUGUCCAGUCCCUACACAGCAGCUGUCAGCUCCUGGCUGUGGACAAAGCCCUCCUGAUGAAACUGAGGAAAAACACCGGCUACACUUUCACUAACUGCAAGAAAGCACUGGAGAAGUUUGAUAAUGACACAACACAGGCAGAGACCUGGCUCCACGAGCAGGCUCAGAAGGAGGGCUGGAGCAAAGCCAACAAACUGGAGGGCCGCAAAGCCAAAGAGGGUCUGAUCGGUCUGUUUAUAAGAGAUAGAGCUGCAGUUAUGGUGGAGGUGAACUGCGAGACAGACUUUGUUGCUCGCAAUGAGAAGUUCCAGCAGCUGGUUAAAGAUGUGGCAUUUGCCACCUUGGCUCACCAUCAGAGUAAAACCAAAAGCCAGACAGGAUAUAUCAAGAGUGUCCUGCCAGGAGAAGAGUUGUGUAAACUCAGUGCGAAUGAAGGAGCUUCACUUGCAGACCAGGUGGCUCUUACCAUAGGUCGCCUUGGUGAGAACAUGUCAGUGAAGCGGGCGGUGACGGUUGGUGUCCCUGCUGAGUGGCACAUAGGGUCCUAUGUGCACGGCGGUGUGAGCAGCCAGACUGAGGUAGCCAUGGGGAAGUAUGGCGCCCUGAUCGUAUUCCAGGGUGGAAAGGAGGCAGAGCGUGAAACUUUAGGUCGGAAGCUGGGACAGCACAUAGUGGGAGAGGCCCCUGUGUCCCUGGGCAACAUGGACGACCUGUCCUGUGGGGAAAGCGAGACACGUCUACUGCCUCAGACCUUCCAGGGAGACCCUAGCCGGACAGUAGCACAGUUCCUCAGGGGUCAGGAGGCUCGGGUGUUAGACUUUGUCCGAUUUCAGUGUGGAGAGGCAGCCAGUGAGAAAACAGAAUGAGAGGAGGGGAAUUAUUUAUCCAAUGGGUUUUGUCCUGUGUCUUUAUUUCAUAUGAAAAGUAUCAAUUUACCAUGAAACAUUCAGACGGUCACAGAUGAUGCAUUUAAAAGAACAACAACCAUUGUAACAAACAGUUCUUCAAUAAAAUGUUUCUAAUGAAAA
Molecule: messenger RNA, 1139 nt
Organism: Limanda limanda (common dab)
Lineage: Eukaryota; Metazoa; Chordata; Actinopteri; Pleuronectiformes; Pleuronectidae
Gene: tsfm
Product: Ts translation elongation factor, mitochondrial
Exons: 6
Coding region: 45-977 (310 amino acids)
Biological process (GO): mitochondrial translational elongation
Cellular component (GO): mitochondrial matrix
Molecular function (GO): translation elongation factor activity; protein binding
Source: RefSeq, a predicted model, not a curated record